This is a messenger RNA of Notothenia coriiceps (black rockcod), 724 nucleotides long. RefSeq names its product dolichyl-diphosphooligosaccharide--protein glycosyltransferase subunit STT3B-like. Gene Ontology annotation, cellular component: membrane. Gene Ontology annotation, biological process: post-translational protein modification. Bases 332 to 709 code for a protein of 125 amino acids. The transcript has 4 exons. Gene Ontology annotation, molecular function: dolichyl-diphosphooligosaccharide-protein glycotransferase activity. NCBI's taxonomy places the organism in Eukaryota, Metazoa, Chordata, Actinopteri, Perciformes, Nototheniidae. The record is from RefSeq and is a predicted model, not a curated record.
UGCCAUUGCUGCUUGAGGUGGCUGCUCUUUGUUAAUAGCUGGGUAAUACACUUGAAUAGUCAAGCUGCAUGGGCUGCCCUGUAGCUCAUCUGGUAAAACUUGCUGGGGAGCUGGGUUCCAAUCCAGCCUGGGACCAUUUGUUGCCUUUCAUCCCUUCUGUCUCCCAAUUUCAACACUGUCACUUCAUCAGAGGCACUGGUGGCCUGAUAACACAUCUCUGAACUACAAUGACUUAAAAACUUGUUGUGUGUUGGUUGCUGCUCAUCAGGUGAAGUCGGUGAAGACGGGAUCUGUUUUCUGGACUAUUGGAUGCUGCCUCUCCUAUUUUUACAUGGUGUCUGCUUGGGGUGGAUACGUGUUCAUCAUCAACUUGAUUCCACUUCAUGUAUUUGUCCUGCUGCUCAUGCAGCGCUACAGUAGGAGAGUCUACAUAGCUUACAGCACCUUCUACAUCAUCGGCCUGGUGUUGUCCAUGCAGAUCCCUUUUGUGGGCUUUCAGCCAAUCAGGACCAGUGAACACAUGGCCGCCGCAGGAGUGUUCGUGCUGCUGCAGAUCUACGCCUUCCUGCAGUACCUGAAGGACAGACUCACCAAGCAGGAGUUCCAGACUAUGUUCUUCCUGGGAGUCUCUCUGGCUGCUGGAGUGGUUUUUCUCUGCGUCAUUUACCUGACAUACACAGGUUGGUUCAUAUUGUCUUCUUCUGAGUAGCUCUUGCAUACAUUU